This is a messenger RNA of Trichoplax adhaerens, 483 nucleotides long. RefSeq lists its product as uncharacterized. Gene Ontology annotation, molecular function: RNA binding; translation initiation factor activity. The record is from RefSeq and is a predicted model, not a curated record. Gene Ontology annotation, cellular component: nucleus. Lineage: Eukaryota; Metazoa; Placozoa; Uniplacotomia; Trichoplacea; Trichoplacidae. The coding region runs from base 1 to 483 and encodes 160 amino acids. Gene Ontology annotation, biological process: translational initiation. The transcript has 4 exons.
AUGUCGAAGGCUACUAAGAAGAAAUAUGUGCGACAAGAAUUACUGACUGGUGAUGUUUCCCUAGCGGAGUCACAACAGAUCGUUAAGAUUGUAGCUAGUAGAGGUAACAAUUUACAUGAGGUGGUUACAGCAUCUGGUGAAACCUUUUUAAGCAGUAUGCCAUCCAAAUUUCGCCGGGUGAUUUGGAUUAAACGAGGCGAUUACGUAAUUGUAGAUCCAAUUGAGGAAGGCAAUAAAGUUAGAGCUGAAAUUUCAUCGGUGCUUAAUGCAGAUCAAAUUAAAAGUCUUAAAGAGGAAAACUUGUGGCCUGAAGAAUUCGUUACGAAUAAUGCAUCUAUGCAUCGCGAGAACAGCGCUAAGACACAUGAAGAUUUAGAUGAAGAUUUAGAUAAAGAUGCAUCAGAAAGCGCAUCAGACGACGAUUUAUUUGUCAAUACUAAUCGAAUAGUUGAUGAGGAUGAUUACGAUUCAUCAUCUAGCUGA